AUGGAACAACUUCAACGACUUUGGGAGUGCAAUAUUACCGCAAAUAUUUUUAACCACAGUGAAGAUCCGUGCGGACAAGGCGUCGUCCGCCGAAACAUGGUCGCCGAGUUCAUUCUGAGUCAGCAGCAACUGCUGAGCGCGGGCGCAGGCGCAGCCCUGGGCCCGUCGCCGACACCAUCACGCGUGCCACCACCGCCGCGUUCCAGACUUUCUGUCUCACCACACUUCCCCAUGGAUCAACCACCCAGCUGCCCGUCUAACGGCAGCCCCGGAGACCCUCAUGACUACGGAAACUAUGAAUUUUCAAAAAGGAAGGAGUUCUUCGGACAACGUAAGCAGAGGGAAUUUAUUCCCGAUAGCAAAAAAGAUGAUGGAUACUGGGACCGCAGGCGGCGCAACAAUGAAGCCGCCAAGCGCUCCCGUGAAAAGCGUCGCUUCAAUGACAUGGUUCUGGAACAACGUGUUGUUGAACUUUCCAAAGAAAACCAUGUAUUGAAAGCACAAUUGGACGCAAUUAAAGAAAAAUAUGGAAUAUGUGGAGAAAAUCUCAUUAGCAUCGAUCAAGUACUGGCUACCUUGCCAACAUGUGACCAAGUUCUCUGUGUAACUAAGAGGAGUAAACUAUCAGGCAGUGCGCUUUUCCCACCAGCACCGCCACCACCCCCACCAGUACCACCAGCGUCACCACCAUCUCCUCCACCACAACGUGCACCAGAACCUUAUCAAGAAAGGCUCCCAGCACCCGAGGCGUACUACCCUCACCCCGCACACUAUGAACCGCCCGGUUCCGUCCUAAAUCUCUCAAGAUCUCGCCGAGCUCCUUCGCCAUAUGAAUUAUCAUCCCUCUCCGGCUCAGGAGAUGAAACAGCCGAGCAGUAUGCCCCAGAAAACAAUUGCCUUCCUCUCAAACUUCGUCACAAAUCACAUCUUGGUGACAAAGAUGUUGCCAGCGCCCUUUUGUCUCUGCAACACAUCAAGCAAGAACCCGGGCCCCGUUCCUCACCUUCCUGGGACGGUGAGGGCUCAAGCGACGAGAGAGAUUCUGGGAUUUCUCUCGGUGCAGAAUACAGACCACCUAGAUCCGAAGAAAGACUAGCUGAAGAGGAGGAUGCGCAUUUAAAGGCGGAACUCGCGCGGCUCGCUACUGAGGUGGCGACACUAAAGAAUAUGAUGCACCAAAAUAAGGCGCGCGGUCUCGAACAU
Messenger RNA from Brenthis ino (lesser marbled fritillary), 1203 nucleotides. The record is from the annotation of a GenBank genome assembly. Lineage: Eukaryota; Metazoa; Arthropoda; Insecta; Lepidoptera; Nymphalidae.